Baudoinia panamericana UAMH 10762 is the source of this 2502-nucleotide messenger RNA. RefSeq lists its product as uncharacterized. The record is from RefSeq and is a predicted model, not a curated record. Bases 296 to 2296 code for a protein of 666 amino acids. The transcript is spliced from 2 exons. Lineage: Eukaryota; Fungi; Ascomycota; Dothideomycetes; Mycosphaerellales; Teratosphaeriaceae.
AGAGAUUCCUGCCGCCAUCUCACUUUGAGCAACUCUCGAGCCACUGCUGGUAGUAUCUGAGGAAGCGCUCUGGCCGCUCUGAUAGCUACGGUCAUUGUUCACUGCCCGUCGGCGGAUCGGUAAGUUGACGACAUGUAGCAUAGGGUCCGUAUGUGGUUUGAUAAGGAAUUGUGGUGCCUGGAAAGGCCGCGUAAGGCUCGAUAUCACUGAACAACAACGCAUAUCCCUAUCAGUAUAUGCUUGGAGCAGCUUCAUCAGGCCUGCGAAUGUGCGAAGGCCGCUGACACUCCUGGACAUGCCUUUGCGGCUAUUUCGUAUCGCCUUCUUGGCAGGUCUGACAUGGGCAUCGAGAGUGCAGCAGCACGUUUUCGAUGUCGAACAUGACAACCCCUUUCCAAGACUGAACUUCCUGUCAGCGUCACCGCAUAUCUUCCAUUCAACCUUUGGCUUGUUGCAACAAUGGACGAACACCUUCGUGACGAAUGGGCAUACCAUCGCACCUUGCGUCAUCGGCACAAAUACCAACUUGUACCACGCUCGAAUAGGGUCUACCUUGCCGCCCAGCCCAGAGUGGUUUGCUUUCGAUUCUGAAAUGUCGUACUCUAUUGCAGGGACCGGCCUGAACUCGUAUCUGCUCACAUAUAGGACAACCCGACCGGUGAGGUGCAUCUACUUCGACGGGACCAGCGCUUCCCUAAUGAAUGAUGGCUCUAUGGAGUCGCAGAUGCUGCUUCUACACAAUGACAGCUCGAAUGUGCCAGACAGUCCUGCCUUCGGCCCUCCUCCGUCUUCGCCUAGGGAUGGAACUGAUUUCUGCAGGCCUGGCUAUCCAAUCGCCAAUUGUACGCGCUGGAACUUUCUCCAAGCCGAGUAUGAUCGUGCCAGCGGCUUGUGCAAACUGAUACGCGAGCAAGGCCUUGGCGGUCUCGGUUGGGGCUACGAGGGUAUUGUUCGGAUGAAUGCCGGCUUCGAGCUUAUCUGGUGUAACUUUAGCUCACCUUCAGCUAGGCUUGUAUCACAUAUCAACGUCUCUGCGCCGCCGGUGGACGACGAGCAUAAUCCGCAGGCUGCGCAGUCUGAGCCAGGAGGCGUGCAGUCGGGCACUCCUCCUCAGCCAUAUUAUGGAUACGGAGAUCGUGGCCGUUCGGAUGGCCCUCAUGGAAGGUCUCCGUUCCCAUUGGGUCCCUUUCGCGAGUCCAGCACCUACGAGUGGUUUCGCUCCGCUACAAAGCGGUAUGGGUUUGUAGGUGGCGCGCCGGGCCGUGGCGAAGCCAGAGUACGCAUCAAUAGUGGUAGUCUGUUCAGCUUCUACGAUCCAGCGCUUGUCGACCAGGAAUCUGCAAGGCAGGCGUUGGAGCAGAAGCACUACAACAUCACAGCACAUGGAUAUUGGCGCGGUCCAGCAUCGACAGAUGACCGCCGAGCUGCGUUGAGAGAACUAACCCGACGUCGUCGUUACCAGAGGAUCCGCAACAUUACGAAGUCUGACGGCGUGUUCAUGCGUUCGACAGUUCUUCAGCGGUUGCGCCAGAGCCUGGAGACGGAGAGGCCUUAUAGUAGCGGCAUUGACUGGGUGCUCGCAGUAGAGGAGGUGGUGGCAAGAUAUGGCAUUGCUCUCCACGACAUCUCUGCUGCACUUUCCACGACAGUCUCCGAGUCUGAUCGCACCAAGCUGCGAGCAACGAUGAGGCGUCUACGCGAGUCGAUCCAUGGGACAUGGAUUGCCUACUAUGAAUAUCCAGUACUCGACCGAGGUAACCUGCGGCGAACGUUUAGCCUUAACGCACCGGUGUCUCAGGCGGCACUCGAACGUUGCCGGAACCAGGUUGAAUCUUUCAGCACAUCAGAUCUGUCCGACAGCGAGCAUGUGACAUACCGAGCCAUCUUAGCCGUUCUUGCAGCUAUCUGCGGCACACUACUUCCCGUCUUUCUCAGUACGGAGACGCUCUGGUUUACGUACUUCAACAAUGCGACAGUAUCACCGCACGUGACUCUAACUGCUGAGUCGAAGACAGAGUUGCAGAGUAUUACGCAGCAUAACCUCGAUGCUGUAGAGGAGCUCAUGGCAUGGCUGGGGUGGAUGGAUCAAUGGACAGCCUGUUCUCCGGGCUGCGGUUGGGGACAGACUUGUUAUAUCCCUACAUGGCCAGCUAUCGGAAUCAUGGGUCGUCCGGGACCAGGAAGCAACGGGACAGGACGUGGCUAUCCACGGCGAGGAAUUGGCAUGGACGCUUUGGAGAAGUACCUCUGGCAACCGCGUUGUAUAGAUUCGGCGCACUUUCCGCCGCAGGACUAGAGCCUAGCACUCCCCGUUUACCCUAGUGUGGAGCGCAGCAGGUGUUGCACGUUCAACAUACGUUCUUAGGGACGAGCAGCUCCUGAUGGCGUUUAUUUGCCGAACGAUCGUGCACCUCGGUCCCGAACUCGCUGCCGCUGUGGUACAGUGCAAGUUCGCUUCGCCAGAAUGAAUUGAUGAUAUCGCAGUAUCACUUACUUCCGAAG